AUGGAUACCUUAGGUACAGAGAUUGGUCAAAAAAUGAGGAGUGCCGUGAAGGCGAAGCUAAUCGAGCUUGGCACCGGUUCGGGUACUGGUUACAUCGAUGAUGAGCUGCCGGAUUACGUGAUGAUAAUGGUGGCCAACAAACGCUCCCGGCAGCAGAUGGUCGAUGAUCUGUCAUUGUUUCUCGGUGCACAAACCGAGAUAUUCGUAAACUGGUUGCACCAGGUGCUGCAAAAGCUGCAGGAAGUGACGCUACCGGCGACCGCUGCGACCAAAUCAAAAGAAAGCACGAAAAGAAAAUCGUCCGAGGUGGAAGACAAAAAGAAGGAUAAGAAACGGAAAGACAAGAAAACGAAACGGAGAGACCGUAGCACUGACGGGGAGGAAGCCGCCGAGGUCUCCAAUCGCAUGAGCGGCACGGAGGACAAUACACCGCCAAGACCCGCAGUAGUAUUGCCGGCAACUUCGAUAACAGAAGUAUUCGCACAUCAGUACAUAGAAAAGGCAAAGAAAUCGCUCGAGUCGGACAGCAUACCGGUCGCGAAGAAAACACCGGCAGAGCGAUCGGAAUCGCGCGAUCGACUGAAGAGCAAAACACCACCAACGGCCAGUGAAGAGCGCAGUGUGCCUUCGAUCGUUGAUAUUGCUAGCGCCAGUGUGGUCCAAAAGCACCACAAGGAACUGUGUGAACUGAAGGAAAUUGAAGAGCGGAUCAGCGCUGCAAAGCGUCAUUUGAGGUCAUUAGGGACGGAUAUUUCAGAUGAAGAUAGUGAAGAUUUGCUGCUGUUGAAGGCCAAUGAGGACGAUUUGCUGCUGUCGCGCGCUCGCUCUGAUGAAGCAUCUUCAACGCGAAGUACCAAACCGUCACAAAGCACAGUAAGUAAACAAAGGCAACGAAUAACUAUGGGCCCUGCGGAGCCUUCGAAGCAAGCGCCACCAGCUCAAAGCACUGCACCAUUGGCUGCUUCACGGUCGACAGACACACAACAAGCUAAUGCUAAGAAACGGUCAGUUUUAGAACGCCUGGGAACCAAAAAACCUUCCAUCACUGCCGAGCGAGAAAAAGCUGUAAACUUAGAUACAAGAACUACGCGAGAACCUACCACGAAGGAUGUGAACAAAUCUAGCGACGCUGCCAAUUCAGGUGCUUCUGGAACGAAAAGUACCAUCAUUAGCCUAUCGGCACACAGACGCGAGGAGAGAGAAAUUUAUGUGCCCCUCUUUCGGCGCAAGGAAGCAUCACAGGAACAGUCAGCACCAAAAAACCGGGUGCGUCAGGAAGGUACCAUGAAGGGAGACAACCGCCAGAGGGAAAGAAGCCGUGAACGUAAUAUCCGCGAGACGAGAUCGCCUGUCUCACGUUUACCACCAUCCCACUCACGCAAUGAUACUAAUCGUGCAAGAUCUCGAGAAAGUAAUUUUCGUCGCUUAGAACGCGAUCGUGUAGAGCGAGUCGAUGAUCAAUCGAUGGGACGCAAAUCUCGUCCUAGGGAGCGAUCACGCAGUCGCGAAUGGACCAGAGACAACAAUCGGGAACGUUCCGGUUCCGGUGGUCACGUUAACAAUGGGACGGAUACCGUGCGAGGACGCAUAGGUUCGCGGGUUAUCGUACUUCCACCGAAACCGGAGUACAACGAAGACGUGAUCGAAGUGCCAGUGGCCAGUGUUAUAAAAGUACAGCCACGGCCCAUUGUGCCGAAGGCAAAACAGCCCAGCAAGAACCUAUUGCUAAAAGCAAUGGCCGAAGCACAACGAUCGACGGUGGCGAAUCUUAAGAAAACGAUAGACAACACCAGGGAUGGCAGUGGUUUGCACCGGACAGAUAUGAAGCGUAAGCUUGUGAUUGAAAUUUCCGGCGUUGCUAAUAGUAAUCUGGCGGUAGACGCCCAAUACGAACGCGUACCCAUUACCCAUUACACAGCGCACGAAGCAGAAGCUUUCAACGAACUUACAGAGGAAGUGGAUCACGACCAGCAGGAAGAGGAAGAGGAGGUACAUGAAGUAGAUAUAACAAACCAGGUACUGAUGGAGGAUUGCGAUGUAGAUGAGGAAUUUAAAGAAAUCCUCCAGAACGAAUACGAUGGGCCACAACCAUCCGCAACACAGAAUUAUCAAAUGGAGGUGACCGAAGAAGAUGCACCCAGCACGGAACAGGAAGCUGCUACAAACGAGAGCAAGGAUACAAAAUUUGUGGUUACUUUAGAUGGAGCUUUCAAGUCGUCGGUGGACAGAGAAGUGUCGCCAAGUCACACGCCACCACCACCGCCCGUUGCAGUACCAUCGGAACAGACUAAGGGAAGAAUGUCCGUGAAGGAUCGUAUUGGGUUCAAAGUAAGUUCCCGAGAAUCGGCAACAAUAUCUCCCAAUCCAAAGGAUUCCAAAGAGAUGGAAGAGACGCUCAAGAAACGUAAGGAACGGUUUAGUGAAAAGCUUGUAACAGCACCGGCAACAGUUAAACCAGCUAGUAAGAGCUCUCCAACUGCAACAUCAAAUUCGACUUCACGUGCAGCAGCACCGUCCUACGGUAAUAACUCUUCCUCGUCGAGAGCGAACCGAUCGCCGAAAUCAAACUCUCGUUCUACCCAAAGUCACUCAUCGUCGCGUCGCCGAACGUCAUCGGUUAGUCCGGAACGUGCCCCGAGGCCAAAAAAUACCUCCUCAACCGAAAGUCGUUCAAAGCGUACUGAAACUACGCGCAAUGUUUCCAGCUCACCGAAUCAAUUGAAUGAGCUGUUACUGCAACGCACGAAGGAGCUGAUGGACGAUAGUGUAUCCUCGUCACCGAUCUACAUGUCCAAGUCCGAUUAUGACAAGAUGGAACCAUCGUCCCGAAAACGGAAACGAGUUUCACCGAUUCAGUUCGAUCUAACUGAUGAGGACGAACGGCACGACAGUGAUGAUGACUAUCACCAUCAUCAUCACCGCGACCGAAGAGCACGAAGCAGAGAGGAACAUCGACAACAGCAUCGCAGUCCAUCGCGUGACAGUGAUGAACGGUCCUCGACGAGAAAGGAGUCGCGCCGCGAAUGGGAGCGAGAAGGUGAAGGGAGGGAAAGUCGCGACACCAGGUUAAAGUCACCCGGAAGGAAAAUUAAGAAGCUUGAAUCAAGCCGAAAAUUCGAUGAUAUUCCACCAUUGCUCAGUGCUGUUUCUUUGUCGGGCGUGGAAGGAAAGAGCAACAAAUUGGUUAGUGGUGGUGCAUUGAAAGAACGGUGCAAAUAUUUCCCCAUCUGCCGCCAGGGAGAUGCGUGCGAGUUUCUCCACCCAACCACACCUUGCAAAGCGUUUCCUAGCUGCAAAUUUGGCGACAAGUGCCUCUAUCUCCAUCCAAUGUGUAAAUACGAUCAAACAUGUCACUGGUUGGACUGUAACUUCAUGCACACAAAAAGUGCAUCCACCGGCACCUCGAGUGGCCUGUCGGCGCCACCAUUAGCAUCAUCCGUCGUUCCGGUACAAAACUAUAAGUCGAUUAUUGCGAAACCGCUUCCGCCUGUGUGCAAAUUCUAUCCAAACUGCGUCAACAACCAGUGUCAGUAUCUGCAUCCGAAGAUGUGCCGCUUUGGCAAGCAUUGCGUUAAUAAGAUUGAGUGUAACUUCUACCAUUACGAUAUACCGACGAAGGAUCUGCACGAUGCAUCAUCAAAGGACAAAUUUCGAUGGAUCUCCCCGUUCUCUGCUUGA
Messenger RNA from Anopheles marshallii, 3678 nucleotides. RefSeq names its product zinc finger CCCH domain-containing protein 13 (gene Nab2). Gene Ontology annotation, biological process: regulation of mRNA stability. The transcript has 4 exons. Lineage: Eukaryota; Metazoa; Arthropoda; Insecta; Diptera; Culicidae. Gene Ontology annotation, molecular function: metal ion binding; poly(A) binding. The record is from RefSeq and is a predicted model, not a curated record. Gene Ontology annotation, cellular component: nucleus; cytoplasm. The coding region runs from base 1 to 3678 and encodes 1225 amino acids.